Thelazia callipaeda (thelaziosis nematode) is the source of this 1461-nucleotide messenger RNA. Lineage: Eukaryota; Metazoa; Nematoda; Chromadorea; Rhabditida; Thelaziidae. The record is from the annotation of a GenBank genome assembly.
AUGUCUUCUUCAGCAAUCUACAUACUUGAUCUCAAAGGAAAAGUUAUAAUAUCGAGGAAUUAUCGAGGGGAUGUAGAGAUGAGUGUCAUCGAUAGAUUCAUGCCACUGUUAUUAGAACGGGAGGAAGAAAGCCGCGUGAGUCCAGCUCUUGAACAUCCUGAAGCCACAUUCAUAUAUAUCAAACAUUCAAACCUGUACUGUAAGGUCUUAUCAUUCUUGUACAUUUUUCUUGCUGCACAAAUUGUAUCGACAUCACGGAGGAAUGUCAACGUAGCGCUGGUACUUACAUUUUUAUACAAAGUUGUGGGAGUCUUUGAAGAUUAUUUUAAAGAUGUUGAAGAAGAGUCAGUUCGUGAUAAUUUUGUCGUGAUAUAUGAACUACUUGAUGAAAUGAUGGAUUUCGGUUUUCCACAAACUACAGAAGGAAAAAUUCUGCAAGAAUUCAUUACGCAAGAAGGACACAAAUUAGAUAUUGCUCCACGACCGCCAAUGGCAGUCACAAAUGCCGUUUCUUGGCGUUCUGAAGGUCUCAAGUACCGCAAAAAUGAAGUAUUUCUGGAUGUUAUUGAGUCUGUAAAUUUGCUGGCGAGUGCAAAUGGUGCAGUGCUGCAAAGUGAAAUAGUGGGUUCGGUUAAGAUGCGAGUUUAUUUAACUGGUAUGCCGGAAUUACGCUUGGGUCUAAAUGACAAAGUUUUAUUUGAAAGUAGCGGAAGAAGUAAAAAUAAAUCGGUUGAAUUGGAAGAUGUUAAAUUUCAUCAAUGUGUUCGCUUAUCACGUUUUGAAAAUGACAGAACGAUCAGUUUCAUACCACCUGAUGGUGAAUUUGAAUUGAUGAAUUAUCGAUUGAUGACAGUUGUUAAACCACUUAUUUGGAUAGAAGCAGUUGUUGAAAGGCACACUCAUUCAAGAGUUGAAUAUAUGAUAAAGGCUAAAUCUCAAUUCAAACGACGUUCCACAGCAAAUAAUGUAGAAAUUGUGGUCCCGGUACAAAGUGAUGCUGAUUCACCAAAGUUCAAAUCCUCCAUUGGAACAGUUAAAUACACACCAGAACAAAAUUCAUUUGUUUGGACUAUUAAAAGCUUUCCAGGUAAAGUGAUAUUACAAAUAACAGCAAUAACCUCAUUGGAGGUUGAUGGUAGCUACAAAUUAGUACGGUUAUUAAAGCAGAUAGAGUUUCAUAUUCCUAAUGUUCAGUAUUACAUUUGCAUAACUAUGAAACGACGAAAUGUAAUAAUAGGUGGAAAAGAAUACUUGAUGCGGGCACAUUUUAAUCUACCCUCAGUUCAAAGUGAGGAUCGAGAGGGCCGUCCACCAAUAAAAGUAAAAUUCGAAAUUCCGUAUUUCACUACGUCUGGGAUUCAGGUGCGUUAUCUCAAGAUUAUCGAAAAAAGUGGUUAUCAAGCUUUACCGUGGGUGCGCUAUAUUACACAGAAUGGAGAUUAUCAACUCCGUAUGGUGUAA